This is a messenger RNA of Dichomitus squalens LYAD-421 SS1, 1675 nucleotides long. RefSeq lists its product as uncharacterized. The transcript has 11 exons. The record is from RefSeq and is a predicted model, not a curated record. Bases 31 to 1476 code for a protein of 481 amino acids. NCBI's taxonomy places the organism in Eukaryota, Fungi, Basidiomycota, Agaricomycetes, Polyporales, Polyporaceae. Gene Ontology annotation, cellular component: intracellular membrane-bounded organelle; cytoplasm; membrane. Gene Ontology annotation, biological process: sphingosine biosynthetic process.
CCGCGACCCCGCGCCCCGACUCCGCCAACCAUGGCAUCUCACUCGCUCUACCUCGGCUCGGGCACCAACACCUCCAAGUUCACCCUCACAGAGAAGGAGCUUGUACUGGAACAACCAGCAAACAAGAAAUGGCCCCUCGUUCGCACGUCUCUUCGAAAUGUGCUCUGGGCCGGCAUAGACGACGGGAACCGCCUCCAGAUUUCCGUUCUCGCAACCAAGAAGCGCAAGUCCCCCUUGUCUCUCGUCCAUGUCGCAGGCGUCGUGCCCGAUGCAGAUAUCGACUCGGCAGCCGCCUUCACCUCCUCCGUAAUGCACUCAGCGUACUAUGGCCUCACGCCGCGCAGACGACUCAAAGUGAUCGUCAACCCCAAGAGCGGGCCGGGCAAAGGCGCGAAGCACUUCCGCAAGAGGGUCGAGCCCAUUUUCCGCGCCGCGCGGUGCCAUGUGGCCGUAACUUUCACCUCGCGAGCAAGACACGCCCAGGAGAUCGCACAGGCUCUUCCCCUUGAUGAUUUUGACGCUGUCGUCGUAUUGUCCGGGGACGGCAGCAUAUACGAAGUCUUUAACGGCUUCGCUGCGCACGCCGACCCUGCGAGAGCGUUUCGCAUGCCAGUCACACCGGUUCCGACGGGGUCGGGUAACGGUUCCUCGAACAACUUGCUCGGCAGAGAGGCUGCGAAGGAUCUGGCAAUGGCCGCCUUGAACGCCAUCAAGGGUCACCCGAUGAGCAUCGACUUGGUGUCUAUCCUGCAGAACGGGAAGAGGACCAUCUCGUUCAUGACCUCAUGCCUAGGCGUGAUGGCCAAUCUCGAUCUCGGCACCGAGCACCUACGGUUCAUGGGCUCACAACGGUUUGUCGUUGGAUUCCUUCGCGAGGUGAUCAAGCACCGUUCGUACCCUUACCGCGUGUCGAUCAAGGUCGCCGAGUCCGACAAAUACAAGAUGGUUGAGACCCUCGACGCCGUCCGCGCGCAUGCCCAAGCUGUGCACGGCACCGCGGCCUCCCCAUACAACGCCUCCGCCGCUCCGACGUCCAAGGGCCUUCCCGAGCUCAAGCACAUAGGCCCCGGCGCGGACGUGGACGGGGACGGGUGGAUCACGUUCGCCAAGCCUGUCAUGUACGUCUACGCGGGCAAGGGCCCGUUCGUCUCGAAAGACUUGAUGCAGUUCCCUGUGUCGCAUCCGGACGACGGACUGAUCGACGUCGUCAUUUCUGAAAGGACAACGCGCCUGGCGAUGAUCAAGGGCAUGGACGGCUCGGAGCGCGGCGAGCAGUACUGGAUGGACAUCCAACACUACUUCAAGGCGUACGCGUAUCGCGUCGAGCCGCUCGCGCCCAAGGGCUAUCUCUCUAUCGACGGCGAGGCGUACCCGCACGAGACGUUCGAGGCGGAGGUCCAUCAGGGCCUCGGCACAUUCCUCAGCAUGUACGGGCACUACAUGAAUGACUUCAGCCUCCCCCCUGACCGCAAAUAAUUCGUCGGGUAAGUCGGUCGGUCGUGGCGUCGUCCUUUUCCAGCGCAGUGUACCGCUCACUCACUCGCUAAAUGUACAUUCGCUCGUAUGGACGAUAUUGCGCUUGUUUACUCCGUAGAAGUUCAGAUCAUGUAUAUACCCGGGUUCUGCGCUGCCUCAUGGCAUUGACAUCCCCCACCCUGCCGAGUUGUGCGAAUGG